AUGUGGCUACGAGACGCCCUUCCACAUCACAUCACCGAAGAGGAUAACCGAUCGCUGGCGCGUGUUAUGACUUAUGGCUACGACUCACGACUUUUGAACAGCGACAACUUUCAUAAUUUGGAUGACCUCGCGAAGUCCUUUUAUGACAGCUUUCUGGUCUUGACUAAUGACUGGCAGGCACUUAUAUCACUGUCGAUUACCAAGGAUGAGGGCUACCAGGCGCUCUUCCAAGCGAUGUAUGGCAUCGUAUUUUUUGGAGUUCCAAAUCAUGGCAUGGAUAUCAGUUCCCUCAAGCCGAUGGUAGACAACAGACCUAACCGAUUUCUACUCGAGUCGAUUGGGCCCAAUUCGCAAGUCCUUGGCCAGCAGUAUGGCGAUUUUCAAAAAGCCUUAGGAAAAGGCAUGUUCGAGGUCGUCUGCUUCUACGAAAUGGUCGAGUCACCGACAGCUGUUCAGGGCGAAAACGGUGUAUGGAAAAUGGAAGGGCCUCCUGCCAUUCUCGUAGCUCCCGAAUCAGCUACACAUUGCCGGCAUUGGGAGGAGGGGGAGCAGUACAAAUGCCCCAUCAAUCGAACUCACUCAGAAAUGGUCAAGUUUGGCCCCCAAGACGCAGAAUAUGAGAAGGUUCUCCAACGAGUCAAACGCAUUGUCCAAAAAGCGCCCUUUUGCGCAAAGACCCCGAUUCAGCCACGGCUUUCACCAAAGGAGCAAGAAUGCCUACACUCGCUAGCCUUUUCGGAGAUGAACGCCCGCGCCAACGACAUUGACCCAGCCGUCGAAGGAACGUGCAAAUGGCUACUCGAACACAGGAACUAUACGGCUUGGAAAGCUUCCGCUUCAAGCCUACUCUGGAUCAAAGGAAAGCCAGGCUCGGGGAAGUCAACAUUGCUCAAAUACGCCCUCAAGAAUCAAGAAGCUUCAGCUAGAGGCAAUGACCUUGUCUUAUCAUUCUUCUUCCACGGUCGCGGAGCAGACCUCCAAAGAACACCUCUUGGCUUCUUCCGCUCUCUUUUUCACCAGCUUCUUAGUCGGGUCCCUGCUGCUCUAUCUAGCCUAGUUGAAACCUUUCAAAAAAGGUGCGAGACAAUCGGCCAAGUAGGAAAGUGGCAGUGGCAUGAAAAAGAGUUGUGGGAGUUCUUCCAGUCCUCUCUUCCGGCUGUUGUUGAGCACCAUUCUGUUUGGAUAUUCGUCGAUGCUCUAGACGAGUGUGGCCAAGAGAAUGCAAGGAAUCUCAUUGCAAAGUUUAACUCCUUGCUCAAAGCUCUUCAGUCCUCGCCUUUCACUGUCAAACGCUUUCACCUCUGCUUCGCUUGUCGCCCGUACCCGGUUCAGACUUGGAACGACAAUCUUGACCUGUGCCCCGAGCAUUAUAAUGGGGGGGAUAUCGCAACUUUCGUUGAGGCCCAGAAAUUCUCACUCCGUUUGCAAGCAGCAGAGAUUCCGACCCUAAUCACAAGUCGAGCCUCGGGCGUCUUUAUGUGGGCGCGUCUUACUGCAGAGAGGGUCAGGAGCCUUGAACUCGAAGGUGCUGGGCCGAGGGAGAUAAAAGACGAGAUCGCUUCCAUCCCUGAAGAACUUGAUGCUUUGUACGAUGGCCUUGUCAAAGGUAUGAAGUCGGCCUCCACUAAGCUAAUCUACUGGAUCUGCUUUGCCACACGGCCAUUGUCAGUGGAUGAGCUGCGCUGGGCCAUGGUAGUUGAUGCCGACUGCCAAUAUAACUCAUUGCAAGCCUGCCGCAACGCCAAGGAUGUACUGGACAACGACCAGCUGGAGAAGCGGAUUCAAACACUCAGCCGGGGUCUUGCUGAGUUCACGUCGUCUUCCGAUACACAGGUUGUUCAGUUCAUCCAUCAAUCUGUCAGUGACUAUUUCCUGGACAAAGGCUUGUUGGCGCUUAACGGCAACUCAAUGCCGACCGAACUGGUCAUCGGCAGAGCACACUUUCAGCUGUCCAGAACCUGCAUACACUACUUGGCGAUGGAGGAGAUCGCACUUUGCGAACUUGACGAAGUGUCCGCCUACGACUUGAAAUUCAAGUUUCCUCUAAUACACUAUGCUACGACCUCGUUGGUACCACACAUGAAGCAGACCGAUGACCAGGGCAUCCCUCAAGAAGAUCUUUUUGAUUCACUAUCAGACGACUUUUUGCGCCCAUGGACGCGCAUUUACCGAAGAAUAGAGGAGUAUUCAAACAACCGUCCACAAGAAGAUAUAACCCUUAUACACAUUGUAGCAAGAUACGGUAUCUUAGGGUUGCUUAAUGCUGCUAGAAAAUCCCUCUCUGAAUACACUACGAGCAUCAAUUCAAUAACUAAAGAUGGCCGGACGCCGUUGUCGUUGGCUGCUGAAAAUGGGCACGAGGCUGUGGUUAAGCUACUGCUUGAAACCGGCCAAGUCGACGUUGAUUCGAAGGAUACUGAAUACGGCCGGACGCCGUUGUCGUGGGCUGCUAAAAAUGGGCACGAGGCUGUGGUUAAGCUACUGCUUGAAACUGGCCAAGUCGACGUUGAUUCAAAGGAUGCUGAAUACGGCCGGACGCCGUUGUCGUGGGCUGCUGAAAAUGGGCAGGAGGCUGUGGUUAAGCUACUGCUUGAAACCGGCCAAGUUGACGUUGAUUUGAAGGAUAUUGUAUACGGCCGGACGCCGUUGUCGUGGGCUGCUGAAAAUGGGCACGAGGCUGUGGUUAAGCUACUGCUUAAAACCGGCCAAGUCGACGUUGAUUCGAAGGAUGCUAACGGCCGGACGCCGUUGUUGCGGGCCGCUGAAAAUGGGCAGGAGGCUAUGGUUGAGCUGUUUCAGCGGUAUGCUAUGGAUAGUUGA
Molecule: messenger RNA, 2820 nt
Organism: Grosmannia clavigera kw1407
Lineage: Eukaryota; Fungi; Ascomycota; Sordariomycetes; Ophiostomatales; Ophiostomataceae
Product: nacht and ankyrin domain containing protein
Exons: 4
Coding region: 1-2820 (939 amino acids)
Molecular function (GO): protein binding
Source: RefSeq, a predicted model, not a curated record